This is a messenger RNA of Homarus americanus (American lobster), 1592 nucleotides long. RefSeq names its product COP9 signalosome complex subunit 5-like (gene CSN5). Gene Ontology annotation, cellular component: cytoplasm; COP9 signalosome. Gene Ontology annotation, molecular function: protein binding; metallopeptidase activity; deNEDDylase activity. The record is from RefSeq and is a predicted model, not a curated record. Gene Ontology annotation, biological process: protein deneddylation. The transcript is spliced from 7 exons. NCBI's taxonomy places the organism in Eukaryota, Metazoa, Arthropoda, Malacostraca, Decapoda, Nephropidae. The coding region runs from base 124 to 1209 and encodes 361 amino acids.
AUUCAUUUUUGUAUUUUAGGAAAGUGUAUUUCCCACCGUGUAGUGAGUACAGGUAUCAGUAAACAACUAUCUUCAGCCUUCAGCAGCAGGACGGUCGGUCACCUGGUGGUUGAAAACAUUAUAAUGGCAUCUUCAAGUACAGGAGAGGGAAGCAGCAGUAGCAGCAUGAAUCAGACUCAGAUCGCUCAGCGCUCGUGGGAGAUGGCCAACAGCAUGGAGUCUGUUAACGCUGCAGAUGAAAUAUAUCAAUAUGACCGCAAACAACAGCAGGACAUUCUUCAAGCUAAACCCUGGGAAAAGGAUCCACACUUCUUCAAGCAGAUCAAGAUAUCUGCACUGGCUCUCUUAAAGAUGGUGAUGCAUGCUCGAUCAGGUGGAACUCUAGAGGUGAUGGGUCUGAUGCUGGGUAAGGUAGAUGGCCCAACAAUGAUUGUGAUGGACUCCUUUGCUCUUCCUGUUGAGGGCACCGAGACAAGAGUCAAUGCUCAAGCACAGGCUUAUGAAUACAUGACUGCUUAUGUAGAGGCUGCUAAAGAGGUUGGGCGUCAAGAAAACGUGAUUGGCUGGUACCACAGUCACCCGGGCUAUGGCUGCUGGUUAUCUGGCAUAGAUGUGUCCACUCAGAUGCUAAAUCAAAAUUAUCAAGAGCCAUUUGUGGCAAUUGUAAUUGACCCAAUUCGCACCAUCAGCUCAGGCAAAGUUAAUAUUGGAGCUUUUAGGACCUACCCUAAGGGUUACAAACCACCAGAUGAGGGACCUUCGGAGUACCAGACAAUCCCCUUGAAUAAGAUAGAAGAUUUUGGUGUCCACUGCAAGCAGUAUUACUCAUUAGAUAUUUCUUACUUUAAGUCAUCCCUCGAUAAGAAGUUGCUGGAUUCACUGUGGAAUAAAUACUGGGUUAAUACUCUCAGCUCUUCGUCACUUAUUACUAAUGCAGAGUACAUGACUCGUCAGAUCUUUGAUCUGAGUGACAAACUCGAAAAUUCAGAAACUGCCCUUGGCCGUUCUGGUCUGUUUGGAUUAGAUCCCCAGGAAAAGAAAACAGAAGACAAACUGAGCCGAGUGACACGAGAUUCUUGCAAGACUACCAUGGAAGCUCUUCAUGGUCUUAUGGCUCAGGUUGUUAAAGAUAGACUUUUUAAUCAAAUACCACAAGCUCAAUGUCAGACAAAAGACACUGCUCAGCCACCUACACAGCCACAGGCCUAGACACAAGAAGCAGUAUUCUAGUACAGUAUCUCCAGAAGUCUUUCACUAUGAAUGCAAGAAGAUGGAAUUUUCACUUCAGUCUUGAAAUUUAUGAAAAACAUAAUAUGGCUAAAGCAGAGAGACAACACAAUAGCCAGUUUGUGAGAGCAUCAUGGUCAGUCAGGAGAAUAACAACAGGUAUGCCCACCAUUAUUCUAAAUACUAUGUACCGUAUAUGUAUGAUGUCUUGCACAUUUCAGUCUAUGAUAUAUUGAAAAUACUUUAUGGCAUUUUGUAGUAAUUGUUUGAAGUUGAGUUCUAUUAUAAAGACUUAGCUUUUCCUGUGUUACUGGUAUUUGUAAUGUGAUGGAUCAUAUUAAAUGAAAUAAAUAUUGUAACUGAAA